This is a messenger RNA of Porites evermanni, 6805 nucleotides long. The record is from the annotation of a GenBank genome assembly. NCBI's taxonomy places the organism in Eukaryota, Metazoa, Cnidaria, Anthozoa, Scleractinia, Poritidae.
ACAAAAAUCGGAUUUCUGAUAACACUAAGGCUAUUUUGGGCUCUUUGGACGCAUUAACAUUCAUGGAUGACUUUCUUCCUAAGAGAGUAAGUACCCUUCGUUGAAACAUGGCUUAGUUAUAAACUUCUGAAUUGGCAUAUUUCUUCACGUCCUUUCCCUUGGCAACGUACUGAACACCUGCUUGUUUAAUAAGUUUAUUCUCAAUUUUUUUGUUCAUCGGUAAAACAAAAAUGGGAAAGAAAUUCAAGAGGGGAGUGGGGUUAGAAUUACUGGCCACUAUCAAAAGAAGUGAAUUAACCCAACAAAAUCACCAAAUUCACAAACCUUCAGCAAAACGAGCUUAAAGGGGUAUGUAAAAUAGACACCCUAUGGCAAUAUUGCGGAACAUUUAAUUAUAUGGGUGGCUCUGGUAGUGAGUAAGAUGCUGUAAAGCGAAUCCUGUGUUAUGACUAGCUCUACCCGUAUCUCACGUGCUGAGAAUUUCCCCACCAUUCAUGAAAGAAUGGUUGAUGUUUAGGAUAAUAUGGGGAGUGCGGAAUGAGCACAAAAUGGGAAAGUGAUAAUGGGAACAAAACAGAGAAUUGGAAAUUAAAUUACUGAUAGGGCUAGGGUUCAAGUUAGGUUUUGUUCCCAUUUUCUAUUUUCCCAUUCCCUGCACUUGUUCCCCACUCCCCAUUCCCUAUUUUAGUAACAUCCUAAACCAUUAUAGCCUGCAUCACAGAUCUAUUCUAACCCUGGAUAGUAAUGUCUGCAAAGCAGGACCGAUAUCCUUGUUCUUGUACCCCAAUGGGUUCAACAAAUUACCAGAAAUGCGUUUCGAGUAUCCCUUCACCCUGAUUGACAAAUUGACCAUUGCCUUUUUAUUAGGCCAAUCAUGGCACUUACUCAAAUGGUAAACAGAUAAGGGAUACAUAACUGUUUCACAGAUGGACUUAACCAGGAGUUUAUAUAUGGCUACAAACAGUACUUUUACACUCAUGCUGUAUUAUAUAUAGUUAUUUACUAGCCUUGAGUAAUUUUACUCGGCAUUUGUAAAAACAUGGCCCUUGAUGUAAUGAUAGUGUGAAAUCUAACACUGGUUCUAAAAAUAUAAACUGUGCAAGGAUGCCUGAGCUACUAAUCCUGGUUCAUGUUUUCGGUAACUCAAAAAAUGUCCUACCAUUUCCAGUUCAGAUUCAGGCUUGAUUUUGGAAGGAUAGGUUAAACAAUACAUUUAUAUUCUAGUAAUGAUUAAAAUGUGAUCAAACAAUUUCAAAAGCUGCACAAGUGUGACACCUGCUUACAAUGUUGAAUUGCCCUGAAAAAAAGAGGAAAUUAUUUUUUGCUGCUCUAAAACCUAUCAGUCAAUUUUUAUUUAGGAUUCAACCAAUGGUGGUCAUUUCUUUGAAUUCAUAUAAAACUUCAAAUAAUUGAUAAAUUAUUUACAUCUUUUUUAAUCAUCCUCAAUCACCUGUCCUUUUAAGGCUUGCUCACAAGGAUUUCAUUUUUUUGCUUAUUCACAAAAAAUAAUUAAAAGCUUGUUUUGUGGAGUCUGUGGGAAUCACCAGAUGGAUUCCAGUAUUUGUUCCUUUUGUGAUGUGUAGUUCUUAAGCAGAUAUCUUCUGCAGUGUGUUUUCUUAGUAACUUCAUUAUCUGGGCUAAAUGACAAAGAACUUAAGUAUGACUUAAAGUAAACGACUCAGUUGUACUUACUCUAAUAAUUAUUUAGUUCUUUAGAUAGAACUCUUACAUUUGCUUCACUAGUCCAAGAGCAUUAUCGGUCUAUAAGUUUAAUGUGACCACAGUCAUUUAACAACUCACUUUUCACUUUUAGUUUUCCUACUUUAACCAUUAAUGGCCAACAAAGUUUUCCCUUUAGCAGUUUCCCAACAUGAGAGGUUAAGUUUUUUAAUUUUUCAAAAUAUUUUAAAGUUGAUUUUAAUUAAUGUUGUGAGUUAAUAUUAUGACCAUGGACUGCAACAGACUAAACAUAGAGUCUUGACAUACUGUACAUCUUACACUGUACAGAAUGUAUAUUUCAAUGCAUAAAUUUCUUACUGUGUCUAAUGCAUAAAACAGUAAUGAUUCUUUUCCCCACCAGGUUUCUAAUGAAGUGAACUGUCCUUUAAAGAUCUUAGCAAAGAACAUGCUAUAAGUCUGUCCCCAUAAUCCUUGAUGAUCAGGGAUAUUAUAUUAUUAUAGUUUGGAUCACUUUAGAUUAUUAGAUUGGUCUGUGACUCAGCCACCAGUUGGUAAUCUGGAAUAACAAAGCAGUGCUAUUAAUUAACCUCUAUUGCUGUCUUUCUCCUCCAGUGCCUGUGACUGUGACACCAUUUAUAUUUUUCCUUUUUCAUAACUAUUUUAUUUUACAUACAGGAGAGUUAGUGGAGUCCAACAGCUGAAUGAGUGGACAGAUAUCUUAGCACAUCUUGAAUUGCAUGCUCCUUCAUCAGCUGUUAACAAUUCUUUUGAAACUAAACAAACAAAAACUGAUGACUUAAAGCCAGAUAUGGCCAAGGUACAUGUUAAUAUUUUAAAUAUAUUAAUUAAAUCUUAAAUCAAUGAAAUUAUGAAUCUUAAAUAUAAAUUAUACUUACAGGGUUAAAAUAUAAAUAUAAAUAUAGGGCUGAUUUUUCCUGUGUCCUUAUAGUGAGCAGGCAGCAGAGAAAAUAAUGCAUUUAACUGUUACAAACUUCUUUCUUUAAGUAAUAAAAAUGUAAAUUUAACUUUAAAUAUUUUAACCAUAACCACAAAAGGCUAAUGGAACUGCAAUGAAGAAUAUUUAAGCAAUAGACCACACUUUCUAUGGGUUUACUGGCGUGAUAACCCACGUGGGAUGUUGGGAGAACACAAGAAAAGCUUGUUUAUCACAAACCGGAAGCAAGUGAUUCUCAAGCUUUUCGAGUGUUCUCCCAACAUCCCAAGUUGGUUAUCAUGCUGGUAAACCCAUAGAAAGUGUGGUCUAUUGCUUUUAUAAAAUAACUUUAAGUUUUCUAUAUGUUUACACAAUAAACCAUAGGUUUUUAACCAAUCAGAACGUGCAUACUAUCUUAGUUAUUUAAUAAAAAUAGAUAUGAUUGAACCAACAGUGUAGUAACAUAAUUUGCAUUAUUGAAUGUUUAAAAAAACUUCGCUCAACUUUAUCUUUGUUACAGAAAAACUCAUGGGUUGUACUCUUUAGAAGACUUACAACAAAGUUAUUGUAGGUUUCUGAUUGUCAUAAAAUUUUUAGACUUGCUUUAGCCCCUUGAGUCUGUUUUUAGGUCUUUUUCCAUACAUAUGAAACAUGGCAGCAUGGUAAUAGCUCAUGCUAGAACUGAUAAACUCUUAACUCUAUAUUUCUGUCCAUGACUUUUACUUUUACUUUGAUGCUUGUAAGAUUGAAUUAAGUUUAUGUCUUAUAGUAUCUUUUUUUUUCUAAUGCUUUGAUUUUAUUCCUAUGUCUCUUCUUUUGUUGUCUGCUUACCUGCUGGGUAGCCUGCAGAGGAGAUGAUCAGUUCCUACUCUGAUGAACAGUUCUUACUCAUUUCUCUUCCUUCUGAUGGUGAUGUGGUAACUUUGGCAUGUUAAUGGCUAUUUACUCCUUCUUUCAGUUUCUUUCAAUGAUCUUCAACUCUUUUCAUUAACAAGAUCAUCUGGGAAGCUAGAGGAGCUUAAUUGAUGCUCCAUUGCUUAAAAACGUGUAUUGUUAUUAUUAUAAUAUUAUUAUUGUUAUUAGGAAGUCCGACAAGGCAGAAGAGCCGCUCAGAAUAUUCACUCCAAUCAAGAGGCAGAUGAGGAUGUAUUGGAUGCGUCUCUGGGAGACAUGACACUUCAAGCUAAUAACACAGCAGCUACAGCAGAACACGAUCAAGUAAAAUUCUAACUGCUUUUACAUAAUGAAUAUUUUUCUACACUGUCAUGAAAGCAAACUUUGAAAUUUCUUUCCCCUUUUAAUGCUGUACUGAGAUACUGUAAUUUCUGAUGCCUAACCCCACACCAACCCACCACUGAGCCAGGAUUUAUAAUCCUACUCCUUCUGAAAGAAGGCAAUUUUCAAUAGGUUGUAUUAAUUUUGUUUUGUAGCCGCCACCAAAACCCUCUAGAAGACAAGGAGGCUGGGCAGAUGACACACCCAAAGAGAAAAAGAAAGGGUAUGGAUUAAACUAGCAUGAAUUAUCAUGUGGAAUUUUAAACUCUGCAAUUAAUAGCUUCAUCAUAAAAGAUUUGUCUCCCGCUGGCACUAUCUUGAUUAUUUUAUAAUUUUUUAUAUAAUUUUCUUUCUUUGACAGGAGAAGGGAUGUUGAAACCUUUCAAGAAGAAGAGUAAGAAUUCCUUUUAUUGAAGGCUCAUUUUUACUAGGAAAUAAUUCCUGAAUAAAGCUAGUACAUAUAAAGAAAAUUAUGUUCACCAUUAUCCUAUAAAUCACACCAUUAAUACUAAGUCUUACAAAUGCAUUUUUCCAUUUUUGUUCAGUGAGAGACUCAAAAUGGACAAUACCGUAACACAGGAUGAUGAUGAUGGUGGUAAGAUUACCCUUCAAUGUCAACUAUUGUAAUGCUUAGUUAUGUCAUAAUAGUAAGAGUGUCAUUAGUUUGAAUUCUCAUGACUGAUGUACUCAUUAGAUUCUUAUUGUUAGAUUUUACAUUUAUUCAGUUGAUAACAUUCUUGUCUGUGUUUGUGAAUUUUUAGACAUUCCUGUGAUUCCUGAUUUGGAAGAUGUACAAGAGGAAGACAUGAUGACACAGAUUGCUGCUCCACCCAGGUUAUUAUUUCUGUAUUACUCUCCCUUAGUUGUUUUAAUACUCUCCCAAGGCCCCUUACACAGCUUCACCUCAACAAUAAACGCACAUGAUUAUAAUAUAAACAGUAAAAACCUAUUAUUAUGAGAGAGGGUGAUACUAAUAAACCUGGAGACGCUUUCCAGAUCAAACAUGCUGGUUCUUGAGAAGAGGGGAAAGUCAGAGUACUUGAAGAAAAACCUUUCUUUUUUACUUUUAUUUUAGUUUCAUCUUCAUUUUGAGGUUGGCAUGUGCAGACUCCAAAUGCUUUUUCCCAAUUUAAUUUAUGCAUGUGACUUCCAUUAGUUAUCAAUGGCAUUCAACUGCUUUUUCAUAUUGAUAAUUUUUUACUUUUUUUUGCUCUCAGUGUUCAAGUCAACAGGGUAGCGACUUACAAAGAACUGGACAGCUACUUCCAGAAACAAUCUGCACUCUUUAAUGUGAACUUACUGGUAAGAGUAACGAAAUAGUGAACAUCCCAACCUGAAAUAAAUAAACAAAUUAAUAUCUAAAUGAGUAAAUAAAUACAUGAUACAAUACAUAAUAUCUUAUUCUUUCAACUAUUUUCAGGAUGGAGAAAUUGACCUCAAACUUCUGACUAAUGUUCUGUCUCCAGAAACGGAAGUUUUUGAGGUGACGAUUAUGUACUUUGCUUAUCUAAUGUGUGUUUAAUUAAAGUUAGCCAUAUCGAGUCUGGUAACACUCAAACUGACGUUUAUAUAGCUCAAAGUGAUUAUCAUCCAGGUACUUGCCAGCUCUCUACAAGACUGCAUCGUCAAUGACCACACAAAUUUGUGAAAUUUAAAAUAUUCGUAUGCUUCUAUAUAGAUAACAUAAAAAAUAUAGUAGUGUAAGAUAGUAAUGUACUAUAGAGGUCAUUUGAAUAGGAAUCAAACAAGUAAACUAUCAACAGUUCUGAGCAGGGGGUGGGGGUUGUUUCGACUUGAGGCUUUUCCUUUGCUUUCGUGGCGCUACGUAGCUUUGCUCUCUGUCCAUUUUAAAUGGAAACUUGUAUCAUGUGCUGUCCAACAUUCUGCCUUUCAGAAUUAAACCAUACCAACCGUAUUUUACUGCCCUGGUAAUUUUCUCCCACUAUUUUAAGUGACUACCCUGGGGGGCUUAUUUAUUUCAAGCCCAUUGGAAGCGGGGCUUAAUAGAGACAGUGGGCUUAUUUAAUUUAGAAACGACGAUGGUAUCAGUUCUCCAUAAAGAACUAGAAUACAAAGUGGAAAAGCUCAAGUACAAGACGUUUUAGGUCUUGCAGCCGAGGAUCAGAAUCAAAUCCGAACUUCCAGUUGGUAAAUAAACCACCACGGAUCAGUUCACACGAAGUUUUCCAGUCGUGAUUGAUUAAAACAGUCCAUCAUUUAUUAGUGAAGAAUAAUUAGGGGCGGGGAGGUGGGGGCUUAAUAGAGAGGGGGGGCUUAUUAACUUUCUUCCCACGAAAAGGGGACGGGGGGCUUAAUAGAGGAUUUACGGUAAUGCUGCAACUUUCUAAUUAUUACUUUCCUUUCUCUUUUUUUAGGAGGACAAGCGGUGGGACUGGAACCGACUUUUCACUGAAGUCGCGUCUGAACUCCAGACGGAGUGGGACGAGGGAGGAGAGACAGAUGACUUGGAUGAUACCAAAUCAUAAACAAAGCCUAAUGCUUUUUUAGAACUCGAUAUAUUUAAGAGGUCUGCAGGGGCCAAGAGAUAAGAAAGAAAGUCUGCUAUUUAUUAAUAUGGAACCAGGAGUCCAGAAAACUGUAUAUACAUUCUGAUCCCACUGCAUGUUAACUGAAGAAGAAGGCUUCGUGCUUAACAGGCUUGUAUAAAAAUAGCACGCGGAUGAUUCAAUUCAUUCGAAGUAAAGUUAUCCAAAUACGUUUUACAACUGCGUGCCGAGAAGCCUGAAAUUUCUCAGUGAAAAGUGAAAUUUUCCAGUAAAGCUGGGGAAAAGCAGAGGACAGCGUAAUGAACAUUAUAUAAGUAUAAACAUUAUAUAAGUAUAAACAUUAUAUAAGUAUAAACAUUCUACCUAGCGUCACUCCGCCUUGUAAGCUGCCUUCCACGCAGGAUUCCUU